AUGACACAGCCCCUGUCCAUCGCCAUCAUAGGUGCGGGUCUCUCUGGCCUCUGUCUGGCACUCGCACUCCACCAAGAACAAAUCCCCUGUGUCAUCUACGAAACCCGAGCUGAGCCACUCGACAUUGGUGGCGCCAUCAUGCUAUCCCCAAACGCUUUGCGCAUCCUCGAACGGCUGGGCGCCUAUGAACGUCUCCAGCCACUAGGCUACGACUUUGACCAGCUCUACUUCCGCACCGAGGAUGACCAACUUCUCGACACGUUCGAGUUUGGGGGCAAAGACAAGUUUGGCUACAGAGGGAUGCGAGUGUACCGCUUCGAGCUCAUCAAAGUCCUGCUUGCAAUGCUUUCAGAAGUCGACAUUACACCCCAGUACGGCAAGAAAUUCAGCCACGUCGUGAGCGAAGACGAGGGCAGCGUCACAUGGGCCUUUGACGACGGAUCGUCCAGCAGCGCCUCUUUGCUCGUCGGUGCUGACGGUAUACACUCUCGCGUGCGCUCAUGCAUGCAUCCAGACGCUUCACCGAUCUUCACCAAGAUGGUUGGUGUAACCGCUUCCAUACCGACCUCCCAGCUCGGAGUGGAUGCCGACUACACUCUGCCUGUCACCAUCAUGAACAGGAAACAUGGCGCUUUUAUCGCUGCGCCGCAACGUAAAGACGGCUCUGAAAUGUUCAUUGGCAAACAGUGCCCCUUCGCAGAAGAUCUGGAUCGACCAGGGUGGGAUCGCGUCCUCAAUGAUAGGCAGUGGUGCAUCGACUUUCUACGCAAGGGGCAAGAAGACUACCCCCCAUUGGUGGGUCGCGCCGUCUCGAAGCUGGACAUGGACAAGAUCAAUCUCUGGCCCUUUUACCUCAUCCCAAAGCUCACCUCGUGGUUGUCCGACAAGGGAAGGGUAGUCAUCCUUGGCGACGCGGCGCACGCAAUCCCGCCCACGGCAGGCCAGGGCGUAAAUCAGGCGUUUGAGGAUGUAUACACAUUCUCACGUGUCAUGGCGGGAUUGCAGAGAUCUCCAGACGCUGUUGCGUCGUUGGUCCUGCGCAGGUGGCAGGACAAGCGUCAGCUCCGCGUGGACGGGGUGCUCGAGCUCAAUGCCAGCAUCAACAAGCGCAGGCUGCCCUCUGCCUUGGGGGGUCCGAUGGCGGCUGAGGGCUUUGAUUUGCGAUGGCUUUAUGAUAUUGACUAUGAAAAGUUUGUUGAGGAGAUUAUGGGGUCUGCUUGA
Messenger RNA from Emericellopsis cladophorae, 1221 nucleotides. RefSeq lists its product as uncharacterized. Lineage: Eukaryota; Fungi; Ascomycota; Sordariomycetes; Hypocreales; Bionectriaceae. The record is from RefSeq and is a predicted model, not a curated record. Gene Ontology annotation, molecular function: monooxygenase activity; FAD binding. The transcript has a single exon. Bases 1 to 1221 code for a protein of 406 amino acids.